Messenger RNA from Brienomyrus brachyistius, 4060 nucleotides. RefSeq names its product calpastatin (gene cast). The record is from RefSeq and is a predicted model, not a curated record. Gene Ontology annotation, molecular function: calcium-dependent cysteine-type endopeptidase inhibitor activity. The transcript is spliced from 30 exons. NCBI's taxonomy places the organism in Eukaryota, Metazoa, Chordata, Actinopteri, Osteoglossiformes, Mormyridae. Gene Ontology annotation, cellular component: cytoplasm. The coding region runs from base 178 to 3084 and encodes 968 amino acids.
GAGUGUUUUUAUGUUUUUUUUCCCCCUACAUUCUUGUUCAGUGCUGUCUGAGGGAUACUUGUAUUUUAAUAAACUCUGAGGGGGAAUUAGACCUGCUGACCUGUGGACCUGUGGGACUCGGCACUGGAUUUACUUAUAUUCUGACCUAGAGAGCCAGAUUUACAGAAAAACACACUAAUGUCGCAGCCCAAACAAACUGCAUCCACCUCUGCAUCGCAGGUCGCCGGUGCCAAGCCUGCAGCACCAGAGACAUCAUCGGGCUCUCCCAGUAAAGCCACUCCCUUGACCUCUCCUACUGGAAAAGCUGGUGCAGCUUCUACUGCUGGUCCAGGUGAUGUGGGACCAGCCAAGGGGAAACAGGAAGGUGUCAAGCCUCAGGACACUGCUCAAGUGAUGCCCAAGAGUGUUCCCACCUCAUCAAAGAAAGCUGAGUCAGUUGAUCCCACAAAGCCUGUAGUAGCAGCUGGAGCAGCCAGUGCAGUUGCUGCUGGUGGAGUAUCUACAUCUGCAUCAGCUGGGAAAGCUGCAGUCGAGGGGAAAAUGGAGGUGAAGUCCAAGGAUGCGCCCAUCGCCUCAACCAAGGCUGUGGCUGCACAGCCUGCAGUUACCAAGGCGUCCGCUGAAGUCAAGCAGAGAUCACAAGAAGCAAAGCCAACAAAAACUCCGGAAAAUCCCAAGAAACCCCUAAGCACAGAUGCCGCUUUGGACAGCCUCUCAGCUGGGUUUGACAGCUCUGCUGCUCAAAGUAAAGAGAAGAAGAAACCAGUAGUGGAGGACAUUGGUGCUGUUGAUGUCCUAUCAGCUACAUUGUCAAAUGUUUCUCCGUCUCCUGCAGACAGUCAGGCCACACAGAAGAAAGCGGAGAGUAAGAAGCCAGCUGUAGGCAGUGUGUCCAAGUCUGAGGCUCCCCCUGCUGACAAGAAAGCCAGGAUGCACAAGGAUGCUGGGCUUGCUGCACCAAAGCCUUCGGGGGAUCAGAAGACCAAGAAGGAAGAGGACACUUCCAUGUCCGCAGAUGCUCUCAGUGCUUUGGAGGACCUACUUCCUUCUGCAGAGCCUGAGCCUGAACCUCCCAAAGUUCAACCAAAGGAUAUCGUCACGGAGGACAAGCUGAAGUCUGAGAAAGGAGUGAGAGUCGGAGAGAGGGAGGACAGUCUUCCACCAGAGUACCGAUUCACAGAAGACAAACUGAAAGAGUAUCCUGUCCCCAAGAAAGAGCCCUCGAUGGAUUCAGGAGAAGCUCUGGACAUUCUGUGUGGGGAUUUUGUUUCCCCCGUCGCUGCCCCUGAACCUCCUAAGCAGGCUAAAAAAGAUGCUCAUGCCCUUGAUGUACUUGCAGAGGAUUUUGUGGCUCCAGCAAAGGCCCCUUCAGUCCAGGCCCCUGUGCUGCCUUCGUCACACGUCCCCCAGCAGAAAGACCCACAGCCUUCCUCCACCAGCACUGCAGCAGGAUCCAAGUCUGUAGAGGACACUUCCAUGUCCGCAGAUGCUCUCAGUGCUUUGGAGGACCUGCUUCCUUCUGCAGAGCCUGAGCCUGAACCUCCCAAAGUUCAACCAAAGGAUAUCGUCACGGAGGACAAGCUGAAGUCUGAGAAAGGAGUGAGAGUCGGAGAGAGGGAGGACAGUCUUCCACCAGAGUACCGAUUCUCAGAAGACAAACUGAAAGAGUAUCCUGUCCCCAAGAAAGAGCCCUCGAUGGAUUCAGGAGAAGCUCUGGACAUUCUGUGUGGGGAUUUUGUUUCCCCCGUCGCUGCCCCUGAACCUCCUAAGCAGGCUAAAAAAGAUGCUCAUGCCCUUGAUGUACUUGCAGAGGAUUUUGUGGCUCCAGCAAAGGCCCCUUCAGUCCAGGCCCCUGUGCUGCCUUCGUCACACGUCCCCCAGCAGGACACUUCCAUGUCCGCAGAUGCUCUCAGUGCUUUGGAGGACCUGCUUCCUUCUGCAGAGCCUGAGCCUGAACCUCCCAAAGUUCAACCAAAGGAUAUUGUCACGGAGGACAAGCUGAAGUCUGAGAAAGGAGUGAGAGUCGGAGAGAGGGAGGACAGUCUUCCACCAGAGUACCGAUUCACAGAAGACAAACUGAAAGAGUAUCCUGUCCCCAAGAAAGAGCCAUCCAUAGAUGACGCUACAGCUCUUGGUCUUCUUUGCUCCGACUUUGAUGCCCCGGCUGCCCCAACUGCCCCUGCUGCCCCGGCUGCUCCAGCCCCAGUUACCAAAGCUACACCAACUGCUGCUGCUCCCAAAGUUACAUCUACAACCACACCUGCAGUUCAGUCUUCAGCAAAAGCUAAAGUUAAAGCUCCCUCAGUAGAGCCAACCCAGAAGACCUCACUGGACUUUGAAGAUGUUGUGACCCCUGGAGUGGCUCCUGUUGUCCAGGCUGCCACUGCACAACCUCCAGCAGCAGAGCGACAGUUGUCUGAAGGCACAGCCAGUGCACUGGAUGCCCUGUCAGACACCCUCACAGAUGAUACCCCAGCUCCUGCGCCCACCCCUGUGCCUGCCAAAAACAUCGUCAAGGAGAAAACUGCUAUUGAAGAGAAGGCUGUAAAGACAGGAGAGAGAGACGACAGCCUCCCACCUGAGUAUCGGCCUUCAGAGAAAGAUGCCCUGGCAAAGAAGGAUGUAAAACAUGUCGCUCCGAAACAGCCAUCCUUGGAUGAUGCUACGGCUCUUGGUCUUCUUUCCUCCGACUUUGAUGCCCCAACUGCCCCUGCUGCUCCGGCUGCUUCAGCCCUAGUUACCAAAGCUACACCAACUGCUGCUGCUCCCAAAGUUACAUCUACAACCACACCUGCAGUUCAGUCUUCAGAAAAAGCUAAAGUUAAAGCUCCCUCAGUAGAGCCAACCCAGAAGGCAACAGAUGCUGUAAUGGAUGCCUUAUCAAGCACCCUGUUGCCCGAUAACCCCGCAUUCAAGUCCAAAGCAGUUCCCACAGAUGAGAAGGCGCAGGCCACAAGUAGCAGCUCAAAGAGUAAACCUAAGAAACCGAAAGUUAGUGACAGCCCAGCCCCUGAUGAUCUGAGCGCACAGUCACACUCAGAUGUUGUAGCUUCACCGGCCACUAAAAAAGGCAGUAAAAGUUAAGUCUCUGAGGUUGUGAUAAAUGCUUCCUGAUCCCAAAUGCCUUUUUGCUGGAUCCAAAGUCACAUCGAUAUGGAAUACUGCUUACAUGGUUCUGUAGAAGGUGAAAAAUAAUUCUCAAAUAAAUGAUUAGGCAACUGUUUUCUUGCUUGUUACUAAAGAAUGCAUGUACUUAGCACCCCACUGCCUUAUACAUUUUUAUAGUAAUAAUAAACUGGGAGUCUCUUUAUGGUUCUUUAUAAAUAAUAUAUAUAUAUAUUAAAAUGGCUGAGAUGUAACGUGUAUAGUCGGUUCAGUAUGUACUGAGUAAAAUUAAAUCAUUUCCUGAAUAAAAUUAACAAAAUGAGUGAACCUACACAGGUAAUAAUUGAGAUGUUCUGCACAAGGGUUUGGUGCACAUCACAGAAGCAUUGUGGGUAGUGUGUAUGUUAUUGAAAGUGUAACGUGAAUGUGAACAGAAUGUUUCGGGUUUCGGUGGAUAAUGUCUUUUAUCUUGAUGGGUGGUGGAAUAUUUGUUUUGUACUUAUACAAUAUGACACUAUUGUACAGCUCAGUGUGUUCUGGUAUAGUUUACAACACAAAUGGCCUUAAACGAAAUUACCUGAUUUGUUUUUAUUUUGAUCAUGUUUAAUUUACAUUUCUGUUACACAACAUUUUAAUAUGGGGGUUUGUCUCAAAAAUAGACUGAGACAGAAUAGUGAGCUGUCCCAUUACUUUUCAAGCACCCCAUCUAUAUAUCUUGUUAAUAAUACUUUCAGGGAUUGUUUACAUAAAUUGUGCCUAAACAAAUCUAUGCUUUGGGUUCUGAAGGGAACCGAAUCUGCUCCCUCUGGGCAAGUACACAAACACUUCAGUGGGGAUAGCACUGUACAUCAAAGUUGUAAUACUUAUUUCCUCUGCCUGCUCCUGUUGUACUGAAUAUAUAUUUCACUGUAGUAGAGACUUGAAUUAAAUACAAAUAAAAUAUGGUGUAAGAACA